AUGGAUUCCGCCAUGAGUCCCUUUAGUGACCUGGAUGUGUUUGCAGACUGGUCCGGUGAUCCCUUAGAUCACGUCGAAGUCAAGAUGACGGUCGAGAUCCAUUGCAAACCCUUCCUUGACAAGCCUAUUCUAAAUACCCGUUUGCCCAAAGAAUUCGUCGUGGACUACUCCCUACGCCUCGCCGAGCCCCGCGCCGAGCUGAAAGAAACCCUAGCCCAGCUCCAUUCCCGCGACUACGAGAGGAUCAAAACCCCAUUCACGCCCGAAAGUCGAAGUGCAAAUCUGUACCCAGGAGACAGUGCGAUUCAUCUUGAAUACAGAUCUAAUUCCUCGGAGCAUGCCACCGUUCUGCUCGACAGCCCAAACGGCGACUUUGAAGGCGUCACCAUCGUGAACAAUGUCCACUCACCUUCCCAGGAAAACCACCCACUUGGAAAUCUCGGCCACUCCCGAAAGAGAAGUGCGAAGACUGCUUCUCUGCCUGACUCGAUUUCUGACUCUGACCGACCUAUCGGUGGGUUCAAGCACAAGGGUAGUAUGUCUGUCCAUGUAUCUGGCACUUCGUCGAACGAGUCUGUCAGAGUGUAUCGACCGAGUUUUAUCCCGCGCCCUGUUAGUAGAUUCUCGAAUCCACAUCAUCAUCAGGCUAGUGCUCCUGGGAGAAUUGCUAUUUCGAUGGCCUCGUCGGGAUCUGAGUCUGGGUCAGGAUAUUUGCUGGGAGAGAAACUUGCAGCGAUGAAGAGGUCCGCGAAUAAGAAUCGCAUUGUGGACAAAUCGAAGAUCUAUGGAGAUGAUGAUGGGGUUAUGCAGUCGAAUCCUCCAGCUCCCAUCACCAACAAGUCGAGUCUUGCUGUGAAUGCAUUCACGGAUUUCUGCGAGGGCAAGGAUGGUAAGCUUCACUCGGAUACAAUUUCUUCUGAGAUAUCUUGUGGAACACCGUGCGAUAUUCAUAACAUCUUGGACUCCUAUGGGGUAGUUGAUGAUUACCCAAUUGGUCCUGUCGAAUCGAUGUAUCCUGUCCAGACCCCACGCUCGCCUCUCUCGUCGUAUGGAUCGUUUUUCUCCUCGACUCCUCAACUUCUCCACGAGAAUGGCAUCUUCCGCAUCUUCUGCCCUCGCGAAGUGCAACCCGCCGUCUACAAGGCGACUAUUUCAUUUGUACUGCCCUUGGAGAAGGGGACAUCCAGGGGAUGGUUCAACUUUGUUCUUCCGGGAUUGCCUCGACUGCAGAAUGAUUGCACCGGUUAUCUGUAUUUCUGGACUCCUCCCGGCCAAGGAAUCGAGUUUCGUACCACCCAUUUGAAGCGACACACCCUCGGUGAAAGUUGUAUGAUGGGCCAGUUUCCCAUAUUCGAGAAGCUAGUCAUUCCAGUGCGACCUUGUGAUGGACGUUUCUAUGGAUUCCUCAAGGACUUCAAAGUGACGCAGACUAUUCGUGCUGAUUUGCUCGUCGACAAUGAUCCCCAAACGUGGGUUAUCAAAUAUCAUGCCGUCUGCACCAUUGAUCUUAUCCAGCGUGGAUUUUGGGCUGAGAAGUGCGGUUUGACUCUUUAUGUGUAUGGUGGACCUGACGCUGAAUUCUCUGCUCAUCUCCAUGAACCCCGAGACGGAUUCCAGACCAUCGAUCUCGACUUUUCUCCUGAUACUGACAUGGGCAUUUCAGAAAUUCAAAUUAUCUGCACUCCUUCCAACCUGGCCCUUUUUGCCAUUACCUGGAAAACCCGAAUGCCACGGAACGAUCCUAUCUGGAUGCCUCGGAUUCGAAGCUGUAUGGAUACCGAGGGUACGAUUGAAGAUCUGGAAUUUCGGUACAUGGAGGCCGAGAAUGAUAGCUCUCAUGAAGUUGUGAAUGUCUCGCCUGCUCCUGCUCCUGGGGUCUUUACUACCCGCAACCCACCCAAGUCCAAGCCUGAUGAUAAGAAGAGAUCUUGGAGUAUGACCCAAUUCAUCAUUUUGUUUUGUAUUGUUGCUGUUGUGAGUCGGAUCAUUUACCGUCUCUACGAUUCUGGCUUUUUUGAUAUGAUUUUCACUGCCGGUGAAGAUGAUCCUUUCGCCGCAACAGAGCCGAUAGAUGACAGUCUGAUCGGGUCUAUGUUUGUCAACAUGACUGAUACGGCUCCUCAAACCCCUUUUGUGAAUAUCACCGUCCCACUGCGAGACCGAAUCGAUUACCUCCUCGGUUGGCGAGGUCCUUACUAA
Molecule: messenger RNA, 2199 nt
Organism: Penicillium odoratum
Lineage: Eukaryota; Fungi; Ascomycota; Eurotiomycetes; Eurotiales; Aspergillaceae
Exons: 2
Coding region: 1-2199 (732 amino acids)
Source: RefSeq, a predicted model, not a curated record